UCGGGAGGGGCUGCCCUGGGGUUUUGGCUGUAGCCCUCCUGUAUGGCUGCCUCAUUUCUCCUCUCCCUCCCAGAGCCCAGCUGCUGUCAUUUUGUGCCCUGCCGAGGAGGCAGGAACUGCAGUGACAGCAGGAGUAGGAGGCAGGAACUGCAGUGACAGCAGGAGUGAGAGGCAGGACAGAGUCGUGGGGCACAGAGAGGGAUGGAGAGGGAGAUGCCAAGACCAGGUGACCAUGAGUCCCAGAGAGGGCUGAGAAGCAGCGUGAGGGGUGGUGAGAGCCUGGAGGAGAGGUGGACAAAACCAAGGAGCAAACAGAGAAGGCUUGUGGGUCACAGAGCCACUCAACCAUGCUGGGAGCAAAGCGACACUGGCCACCAGGUCCCUCACUCAGCCCUUGGCUGACCUUGGCCCUGACACUUAUGGCCCUGAGGACAGGGUGGGCCCAGGAGGGGACAGAGCCAGUCCUCCUGGAAGGUGAGUGCCUGGUGGUCUGUGAGCCCAGCCGAGCUGCGGCAGGGGGGCCAGGGGGAGCAGCCCUGGGAGAGGCACCCCCUGGAAGAGUGGCAUUUGCUGCAGUCCGAAGCCACCACCACGAGCCAGCAGGAGAGAUCGGCAAUGGCACCAGUGGAGCCAUAUACUUCGACCAGGUCCUGGUGAACGAGGGCGGUGGCUUUGACCGGGCCUCAGGCUCCUUCGUGGCCCCUGUCCGGGGCGUCUACAGCUUCCGGUUCCAUGUGGUGAAGGUGUACAACCGCCAGACUGUCCAGGUAAGCCUGAUGCUGAACACAUGGCCUGUCAUCUCGGCCUUUGCCAACGACCCAGACGUGACCCGGGAGGCAGCCACCAGCUCUGUGCUACUGCCCCUGGACCCUGGGGACCGGGUAUCUCUGCGCCUGCGUCGAGGGAACCUGCUGGGUGGCUGGAAAUAUUCAAGCUUCUCUGGCUUCCUCAUUUUCCCACUCUGA
Messenger RNA from Lagenorhynchus albirostris (white-beaked dolphin), 965 nucleotides. RefSeq names its product cerebellin 3 precursor (gene CBLN3). Gene Ontology annotation, molecular function: protein binding. Bases 348 to 965 code for a protein of 205 amino acids. The record is from RefSeq and is a predicted model, not a curated record. Lineage: Eukaryota; Metazoa; Chordata; Mammalia; Artiodactyla; Delphinidae. The transcript has 3 exons.